Molecule: messenger RNA, 809 nt
Organism: Equus caballus (horse)
Lineage: Eukaryota; Metazoa; Chordata; Mammalia; Perissodactyla; Equidae
Product: WAP four-disulfide core domain protein 3
Cellular component (GO): extracellular region
Molecular function (GO): serine-type endopeptidase inhibitor activity
Source: RefSeq, a predicted model, not a curated record
GCAGCUCAGGGAGCAGAAGCACAUAAAUUUCUGCUGCUGCUCCCAGCCCUGUUGCUUUUUACCAAAGACUUCCAACAGCAACAUGAAGUUGGGAGGGCUCCUCCUCCUUGUGAGCCUCAUCACCCUCAGCUUAGAGGUACAGGGGCUUCAGGCUGAAGUGAGACCAGUUCAAGAUGUGGGAAUCUGUGUGGACCGGUGCCGAGGAGACCUGGACUGUGGGGCUGGACAGCGGUGUCUCAGGAGGGGAUGUCGUCGAACCUGUGCUCCAGCCCUGGGACCAGUGAUAGGUAUCUGUGUGGAAGAAUGCCAGAGACACCGGGACUGUGGCGUAGGACGUCUGUGUGUCAGCAACGGAUGCGGCCAUGUCUGCCAGCCAGCCAGAGACCAAGAUGGAUCAAGACGUGGAAGUUGUCCAAGGCUGCCUCCAGGAACUAUAGGAACUUGUGUUGAAUUGUGUAGUGGAGAUGAAUCCUGUCCCAGGGGACAAAAAUGCUGCAGCCAUGGUUGUGGCCACUCCUGCCAAACUGCUGUUCCAGACGAGGAAGACUUCCUUAUCCGUUUGGAUGAUUAAUGGACCUCGGCCUUCAGUGACCACUCCCAAGUUUCAUCUUUAUUCCAAUACCCGGCUUCCCACUUUCCUACUGUCUUCUCCUGGCUGCUUUCUAUUCCUGGAACCCCAGUACCACAGGAUGAGGAUCUAAAAUAACUUUGUCUUGAGUGUUCAGUUCUGGCGAUUGUUGGAGGUAUCAUGGCAUAACUUCUUCCGAAAUUAUCCUUUUUCUAAAUAAAAUUACUUCUGUGGCAUUAUC